AUGGCGUCUUUUGCAGGUGCCUCGCGCAUGUCGGUGCGCCUGGUCGCCCGCCGCGUGGCUCAAGAUGCCUCCAGGGGCUUCCGCUCCUCGGCGGCCCCCAUGGCUGCUCACAACUUCACAAUGCCCGCCCUCUCGCCCACAAUGACCGAAGGCAACAUUGCCAGCUGGAAGAUCAAGGAGGGCGACUCCUUCUCCGCCGGCGAUGUCCUACUCGAGAUCGAGACCGACAAGGCGUCAAUGGAUGUCGAGGCCCAGGACGACGGCAUCCUCAUGAAGAUUAUUCAAGGUGACGGCACCAAGAGCAUUCAGGUCGGCUCGCGCAUCGGUGUCCUCGCCGAGGCUGGCGAUGACAUCAGCUCUCUCGAGCUGCCCGCCGACGAGGCCAAGGCAUCCAAGCCCGAGCCGAAGAAGGAGGAGGCUGCUGCGCCGCCAGUGUCCGGACAGGCUCCCGCGGCGGCCAGCGGCAAGAGGCAGCCCAACAAGUCUGGCAAGAAGGCGGAGCCUCAGAAGUACCCUCUCUACCCAUCCGUCGCCCAUCUGAUCAAGGAGAACGGUCUGGAUGACGCUGCCGUGAGCGAAAUGACGCCCACCGGUCCUCAGGGCCGCCUUCUCAAGGGCGAUGUGCUCGCCUACCUUGGCUCGAUCUCCGAGAAGCGUCCUGCCGAGAUCAAGGCUCGGUUCGACCACAACUCGCAUCUUGACCUUAGCAAUAUCAAGAUUGCCGCGCCCAAGGAAGCCCCUGCGGCCAAGAAGAGCGGUGCCGCUCCAUCCGCGCCCGUCGUCGAGGACCUGAUCGUCUCCACACCCAUAUCCUUCCACAAGGUCGUCGAGGUACAAAAGCGGAUUGAGGAGACCAUUGGCACGUUCUUGCCGCUGUCAACCUUCAUUACCCGUGCAACCGAGAUGGCCAACGACGAACUGCCGUUGGCAUCCAACUACAAGCCCACAGCCGACGAGCUCUUCAACCAGGUCCUCGGCCUCGACAAGGUGAACCCCACCACCUCGCGGGGCUACUACAUGCCGCAGGUCGCCGCCCUGCCCACGCCAUCGCUCAUGGGCGUCGCGCCCAAGCCGGCCCGGUCGCCUGCGGCCAAGGUCGACCUUAUCGACUUCCUCGCUCCCACACCCAAGAAGACCAAGCCCGUCACCUCCCAGCAGACCACUGCGGGUGUCACAGUUAGCGGCCUCAACGUCUUCAGCCUGGCGGUGCCUGCGGCUGAGAAGAAGCGCGCCGACGCCUUCCUCCAGAGGGUCAAGAUGCUGCUCGAGGCGGACCCUGGCAGACUUGUACUAUAA
Microdochium trichocladiopsis is the source of this 1296-nucleotide messenger RNA. Its product is annotated as biotin-requiring enzyme. The record is from RefSeq and is a predicted model, not a curated record. The transcript has 2 exons. Gene Ontology annotation, biological process: pyruvate decarboxylation to acetyl-CoA. Gene Ontology annotation, molecular function: dihydrolipoyllysine-residue acetyltransferase activity. Gene Ontology annotation, cellular component: pyruvate dehydrogenase complex. Lineage: Eukaryota; Fungi; Ascomycota; Sordariomycetes; Xylariales; Microdochiaceae. The coding region runs from base 1 to 1296 and encodes 431 amino acids.